AUGGGAAGCCGGAGAGGAUCUGAGCCGGCCAAUGGGGAGCCGGAGGAGAGCGGCUCAGCUGCGUGGGGUGUGCUCUACCGCUACAGCCUGGAGUCCGCGCAGCCCAGCGGUGCUGUGACGCUCGAGGACCCUGUGUGGCCGCGGUUUCCCACUCCGUGGCUCUGCCGGGCUGCCCGGAGCUUCCGCUGCCCCCUAUCAACAGUUGCCUUUGGAUCUGGUUUCCAGUUUGGCUACAACACAGCCUCGGUUAAUUCUCCAGCCCCGUGCAUGCAGGACUUUUACAACCAAACCUACAUCAACAGGACUGACAAGCCUAUGGAUAGUGCCUUCUUGACAUUACUCUGGUCUCUUACUGUGUCCAUGUACCCUCUGGGAGGCCUUUUUGGAUGCCUCCUGAUGUGGCCUCUAGUCAAAAAGUGUGGCCGAAAGGGCACUCUGCUGAUCAAUAACAUCUUCUCCAUUGUUGCUGCACUCCUUAUGGGAACCUCAGAGCUAGCAAAAUCCUUUGAAGUAAUCAUCGUUGCACGUUUUAUCGUGGGAAUAUUUGCUGGUCUGACUUCCACUGUGGUUCCCAUGUAUAUUGGAGAAAUAGCCCCCAGAAAUCUGAGAGGUGCUCUCGGGAUAGUACCAGAGAGCUUCGUCACCAGUGGGAUCCUUACUGCUCAGACCCUUGGUCUCAAGAGCAUCCUUGGGAAUGCUGAAGGCUGGCCUGUGCUGCUGGGGCUCACUGGGAUCCCAUCAGUCAUUCAGCUCCUUGUAUUGCCCUUUUUACCUGAGAGUCCCAGGUACCUGCUGAUACAGAAGGGCAACGAAGAGCAAGCACGGAAAGCUCUACAGAAGCUGAGAGGCAGGCCUGAUGUGGAUGAGGAGAUAGAAGAAAUGCGCCAAGAAGACCGUUCAGAAAAGGAAGAAGGACAAUUCACUGUCCUCAGCCUGUUCACCUUCAGAGGCUUGCGGUGGCAGCUCAUCUCUGUCGUUGUCAUGAUGAUGGGCCAGCAGCUCUGUGGAGCGAAUGCAGUCUUCUACUACUCAGACAGAAUCUUCCGGUCAGCAGGUGUGGAAGAAAACAGCGUUCAGUAUGUCUCUAUCGCUAUAGCUGCCACCAACGUUGUCAUACCUAUAAUUGGUAUAGGAACCACAUCUAACCCAGGAUUCAAUUCUUCACAGCCCACUGUCUCGUGGAUGUCUUACAUCAGCAUAGUGUCUGUCAUCGCUUACAUCACUGGACAGGGGAUUGGAGCUGGUCCAGUUCCCUACGUGUUGAUCAAUGAGAUGUUCCUGCAGUCAUCCCGGCCUGCAGCCUUCAUGUUGGGUGGGUGUAUGCACUGGCUUGGCUAUUUCGCCUUGGGCAUUGUGUUCCUCUACAUGGAGGCUGCACUGGGGCCCUACUGCUUCCUGAUCUUCAGUGCUGUCUGCCUUGCCACCGUGGUUUACAUCUUCUUUAUAAUUCCUGAGACAAAGAACAAAACCUUCAUGGAAAUCUACAAGAUGAUGGCCAAGAGGAACAAAGUGGAGAUUCAGGAAGAUAAAGAAGAGGUUAUGGAUUUUGAUGCUGUCUCAGUCUUUAUGUUCAUACAGGAAGAUGCAAAGGCAAUCGCCUGGGCGGUGCCAGUGCAGGUGGAGGAGGGCGCGGCCCCGCCCCUCCCGCACCACCACGCCCACGAGCCCGCCUCUGGCUCGAGGAGGCGGGAGUCCAUGAGAACGCCGUGA
Molecule: messenger RNA, 1710 nt
Organism: Dryobates pubescens (Downy woodpecker)
Lineage: Eukaryota; Metazoa; Chordata; Aves; Piciformes; Picidae
Product: solute carrier family 2, facilitated glucose transporter member 5-like
Exons: 14
Coding region: 1-1710 (569 amino acids)
Biological process (GO): monosaccharide transmembrane transport
Cellular component (GO): membrane
Molecular function (GO): hexose transmembrane transporter activity
Source: RefSeq, a predicted model, not a curated record